AUGCUGCAUAUCGUCUUCCUACUCGCCGCCUUCGUCGGGUCGGCAUUCGCGUACAAUGACAACUGUAAAGGCAGUGGGCUCUGCGGUAAUUCAAUCAGAAGCGAUUGCGAGAAGGCUAUAGACAGCGUGGAUGCUAGUGCCACCUACACCGACCAAGCUCAGUUCUCGGUUGGCCAUUGCUAUAUGAUCUAUGCGACGAACGGCGCUGGGCCUCAGCCUGUCAGCGGCCAGACCAUCAUCGACACUGCUAAUGAAAUUCUAAUCACCUGCUCCGUUCAAUCGUGUGGUAGCAUCGGCACGAGCUACAACAAUGCCUGCCCCUCAUGCCACGUCACGUUGAACUACCGAUCGUAA
Molecule: messenger RNA, 354 nt
Organism: Postia placenta MAD-698-R-SB12
Lineage: Eukaryota; Fungi; Basidiomycota; Agaricomycetes; Polyporales; Adustoporiaceae
Exons: 2
Coding region: 1-354 (117 amino acids)
Source: RefSeq, a predicted model, not a curated record